This is a messenger RNA of Echinops telfairi (small Madagascar hedgehog), 2432 nucleotides long. It is a transcript of the gene HTR6, whose product is annotated as 5-hydroxytryptamine receptor 6. Gene Ontology annotation, biological process: G protein-coupled receptor signaling pathway, coupled to cyclic nucleotide second messenger; chemical synaptic transmission. Gene Ontology annotation, molecular function: G protein-coupled serotonin receptor activity; neurotransmitter receptor activity. Gene Ontology annotation, cellular component: membrane; dendrite. Lineage: Eukaryota; Metazoa; Chordata; Mammalia; Afrosoricida; Tenrecidae. Bases 170 to 1432 code for a protein of 420 amino acids. The transcript has 3 exons. The record is from RefSeq and is a predicted model, not a curated record.
UCUUUCUCUUCUCUCCGCGCCCCAGGGGACCCCCUGUCCUCCGAGGACGCCCGUCCAGUUUCUGCGCCCCUAACCAGCCACUUCUUCCUUACCUGCUCUUCCUCACCACUCCACAGCGUCCUAGAGACCCCUCUCGGACCUCACGUCCACACCUCCCACCCCCGGACCCAUGGUCCCAGAGCCGGGCCCCUCCAACCGCAGCAGCCCGGAUUGGGGAGCGGGACCGCCGUCGACCCCGGGGGGCAGCGGCUGGGUGGCAGCUGCGCUGUGUGCGGUCAUCGCGCUGACCGCGGCGGCUAACACGCUGCUCAUCGCGCUCAUCUGCACUCAGCCGGCGCUGCGGAACACGUCCAACUUCUUCCUGGUGUCUCUCUUCACGUCCGACCUGAUGGUGGGGCUGGUGGUGAUGCCACCCGCCAUGCUGAACGCGCUGUACGGGCGCUGGGUGCUGGCACGCAGCUUCUGCCUGCUCUGGACCGCUUUCGACGUGAUGUGCUGCAGUGCCUCUAUCCUGAACCUCUGCCUCAUCAGUCUGGACCGCUACCUGCUCAUCCUCUCGCCGCUGCGCUACAAGCUGCGCAUGACGCCCCCGCGCGCCCUGGCGCUGGUCCUGGGCGCCUGGAGCCUCGCCGCGUUCGCCUCUUUCCUGCCCCUGCUCCUGGGCUGGCACGAGCUGGGCCGCGUGCGGACGCCCGCCCCAGGCCAGUGUCGCCUGCUGGCCAGCCUGCCCUUCGUCCUCGUGGCGUCCGGCGUCACCUUCUUCCUGCCCUCUGGCGCCAUCUGCUUCACCUACUGCAGGAUCCUGCUGACCGCCCGCAAGCAGGCGGUGCAGGUGCCCCGGACCCCACGUCCUGGGAUGGAGUCGGCGGAGAGCAGGCGUUUGGCCACCACGCACAGCAGGAAGGCCCUGAAGGCCAGCCUGACGCUGGGCAUCCUGCUGGGCAUGUUCUUUGUGACCUGGCUGCCCUUCUUUGUGGCCAACAUCGUGCAGGCCGUGUGUGACUGCAUCUCCCCAGACCUCUUUGAUGUCCUCACGUGGCUGGGUUACUGUAACAGCACCAUGAACCCCAUCAUCUACCCGCUCUUUAUGCGGGACUUCAAGCGGGCCCUCGGGAGAUUCCUGCCCUGUCCCCACUGCCCUGCAGAGCACCAGGCCAGCCUUGCCUCACCGUCCAUGCGCACCUCUCACAGCGGUGCCAGGCCGGGCCUGAGCCUGCAGCACGUCCAAGCCCUGCCCCUGCCCCACUCGGACCUGGACUCUGACUCGGGGGCCUCCUCGGGCCUGCAGCUCACAGCCCAGCUGUUGCUGCCUGGAGAGGCCACCCGGGACCCCCCACCUCUUGCCCGGAGUGCUGCCGCCAUCACCUUCUUCAAUAUUGAUCCACCGGAGCCAGAGCUGCGGCUGCAUCCACUGGGGACCCCUAUGAACUGAUCAGGGCCAGGGGCUGGCCAGUGGGGAGGGGGCUGGAUGGCCAGCCUCUGAGGGAUGAGGCCAGGCCCUCGGCCAUGGCCAGGAGUCUGUGGGUCUCCUUGGGGCUCGCUGAGCUUCACCGGGGUGCGCUGAGUCCAUCCCCCACUGCCCACUCCUGACCAUUGGGUGGGAUAGACUCUGGCUCCGAUGCCCCAUAGUUGAGUGUCCCUUGCAGCUGCGUGUGUGCAGGAUGGACGGAGGAUGCUGGGCUCGGAUUAGGAUGAAGACAGUGUUGUCCCUUUGACUUGUCUGCAGAGAGGGGGAGUGCUUGGCCGGGCCUCUCGCUGCUCAAAGUGUGGUCCUCAGACCAGUAGCAUCCACAUCACCUGGAAUUUUGCUGAAAAUGCAUAUCCCUGGCCUACCCUAGAACCCCCAGGUCAGAACUUGCGUGCUCACAAGAGCCUGGGUGGGUGGUCUGCCUGCGCCGCGCCAUCUGAGACGCUGGCUGAUCACACGCAGUUACCAAUGAUCGGAUGGGGUGUUGAUGCUGACUCAGCAAGCACGUGCAUCAGGUUGAACUGUGCUCCCUACAAUGUCCAUGGCUUUUGUUUGGGUCGGGGAUAGCUCACCAGGCCUUUCUGCCCAGGCACCUUGGGGGUAGACUUGAACUCUCAACCCUUCGGGUAGCAGCCCAGUGAGUUUACUGUUUGCACUCCCAGUGACUCCUGGGAAGGCUUAGGCAGUUUUAAAGCUGGAGCAGGGUUUGCCGGGCAGUUUCCGGGUGGGCCGGCUCAGGCUGGUGGGUUCAUUCCAUGCAGCACAGGCAAGCUCUGGGUUGCGUCUGGUCUGGCCAGAAUGAAAUCUCAGUUCCACAGUUUACUAGCUCGGGCAGAUUAUGAACCUCUCUGAGCUCAGUAAUUGUGUGCAAAAUGGGUGACACUUUCCUCCCACAGGUGCCAAGAGCACCCAGAGGUGGCAAGUAGGAUGCGGUUGUCUCUCUGGCCAUCCUGCCUGCUCCCCA